Molecule: messenger RNA, 951 nt
Organism: Pan troglodytes (chimpanzee)
Lineage: Eukaryota; Metazoa; Chordata; Mammalia; Primates; Hominidae
Gene: OR8A1
Product: olfactory receptor family 8 subfamily A member 1
Exons: 1
Coding region: 22-951 (309 amino acids)
Biological process (GO): G protein-coupled receptor signaling pathway
Cellular component (GO): membrane
Molecular function (GO): olfactory receptor activity; G protein-coupled receptor activity
Source: RefSeq, a predicted model, not a curated record
AGGCCUCCCACCCAGAGGAGAAUGGCUGCAGGAAAUCACUCUACAGUGACAGAAUUCAUUCUCAAGGGUUUAACAAAGAGAGCAGACCUCCAGCUCCCCCUCUUUCUCCUCUUCCUCGGGAUCUACUUGGUCACCAUCGUGGGGAACCUGGGCAUGAUCACUCUAAUUUGUCUGAACUCUCAGCUGCACACCCCCAUGUACUACUUCCUCAGCAAUCUGUCACUCGUGGAUCUCUGCUACUCCUCCGUCAUUACCCCUAAGAUGCUGGUGAACUUUGUGUCAGAGAAAAACAUCAUCUCCUACGCAGGGUGCAUGUCACAGCUCUACUUCUUCCUUGUUUUUGUCAUUGCUGAGUGUUACAUGCUGACAGUGAUGGCCUACGACCGCUAUGUUGCCAUCUGCCACCCUUUGCUUUACAACAUCAUUAUGUCUCAUCACACCUGCCCGCUGCUGGUGGCUGUGGUCUACGCCAUCGGACUCAUUGGCUCCACAAUAGAAACUGGCCUCAUGUUAAAACUGCCCUAUUGUGAGCACCUUAUCAGUCACUACUUCUGUGACAUCCUCCCUCUCAUGAAGCUGUCCUGCUCUAGCACCUAUGAUGUUGAGAUGACAGUCUUCUUUUUGGCUGGAUUCGACAUCAUAGUCACGAGCUUAACAGUUCUUGUUUCUUACACCUUCAUUCUCUCCAGCAUCCUCGGCAUCAGCACCACAGAGGGGAGAUCCAAAGCCUUCAGCACCUGCAGCUCCCACCUUGCAGCCGUGGGAAUGUUCUAUGGAUCAACUGCAUUCAUGUACUUAAAACCCUCCACAAUCAGUUCCUUGACCCAGGAGAAUGUGGCCUCUGUGUUCUACACCACGGUAAUCCCCAUGUUGAAUCCCCUAAUCUACAGCCUGAGGAACAAGGAAGUAAAGGCUGCCGUGCAGAAAACGCUGAGGGGUAAACUGUUUUGA